This is a messenger RNA of Striga asiatica, 1735 nucleotides long. NCBI's taxonomy places the organism in Eukaryota, Viridiplantae, Streptophyta, Magnoliopsida, Lamiales, Orobanchaceae. The record is from the annotation of a GenBank genome assembly.
AAAGAGAUCGCAUAGUGAAUAUCGUGCCGAUUUGAUAUUCAGUAAUACGGUGAAAAUCGAUUUGUAAUGGUAGUGCGUCUGUUAUGUUACUUGGGGUCGUGUGUUGGGCUUGUUUCAAGUUGGGUUGGUGGGUGUUGGAGGCUAGAUGUGCCUUUUGUUAGGCUACAUAGUGGGUAGGUAGGUAGACGGCUUGUUCUGGUUCUUGGGUUGGGCUAAGGUAGUAUGUUUGGUGGGGUAGUUUGGGCCUGGGAGGAGAACAUUCAACAGGAGAAAAAACAAAGAGGAACAUUUGGAUGCAGAGGCAACAAAUGGGGAAAAGAAUAAGAUAGGAGAAAAAAUAAAGAGAAAUUUGGAUGCAGAGGCAACUAAUCAGAAACAUAAUAAGAUAAGUAUACUAAUCACAUUGAUUGAUUUUUGAGAUGUUAUAUUUUAUAUAUAAAAUAACAGAAUUGUAACUAAGUACUCGUUUUCUACAGGAAUGCAUGAACGGUAUGUUGAGGAAGAAGGGAACAACAAUAGAACAGAAGAAAUUUUGACAACCCAACAGUGUUACAAUGUUAUUAUGGUUCGGGAUGGACUGAAUGAACCCUUGAACAUGAAUCAAGGAAUUUUCGCGCGGGAGUGGGGCCUCUUAUGCAUUGUCCUCCUUAGACUGAGUGGUCCGGGCCCAUGCAAUGUCGGUUAUGUCGGUGAAUUCAACAAUGAUGGCUGGCUGAUUGUGUUGGGGAGCCAUGACUGGUCUUGCAAGAUUUGGGACACGACCACCGCCUUGCUUAAGACGAUGAUAGACGAUAAGGUGCAGGCCGUGAAUAUGUAUACAAUAGGCUACAGUUCAGGUGAAAUUCUGUUCACGUUGCGGGUGGUACUUCACCUUUGUGCAAGGGUUGUGCAUUGGUGGGUUUAUAUUCUGCUCAUUUACCUUAAAGGAUUUACCACCAAGCAAAUGGUGAAUCCAUGGAAGACUUAUAUUCAAAUCCACCAAGGUAGAAAAUGUGUUUCGUUUUCUAACGGGCUCACGAAGGGCUCUCUGGCUUUUCUCAAUUAUCCAGCACAGCUCAUGUUCAAAUCCACCAAGAUUCUGCCUGGGAUGAUCAUGGGGGCUUUUAUUCUGGGCUUGAGACGGCUCUUGUUGAUUGCUAUGGGGAUUAUACUGAAGAUGUUGCCUGAUAACAAGCCGACCAAAAGGCCCGCAGCCUUAAAUGUUUGGCCCACGAUUGAAAGUUCAUCUUCACAGAGCGAAGAUAACAGGUUCGAAUUUGGACAAGAAGAGGAUGAUGAAGAAAAGAAGCAUUUGGUCUGAACACUAUAAUUUUAAGGGCUUUGUGGAGUGCUGCCUUUCUGGAUUUGCUGUGAUAUUUGUGAGAGGUGGUUCCAUGGGAAAUGCAUGAAGAUAGCGCGUGCAAAAGCCGAACAUAUCAAACAAUACAAAUGCCCUACCUACAGUAGCAAGAGGGCUAGGGUUUAAUCUGGCCAUAUUUAUAUUAGGAAGAUCAAUUGAGGGUGUAGAAAUGGUUAGUCUUAACUUCAUCGAAAGUUGAAUGUGCUAUACAAUUAGUUUAUAAAUUUGAAGAUCGGGUAAUACCGAUCCCUGAACUUGUGUAAUUAUUUUGUCUAUAUGUUGCUCAUGAAUUGUAGUACUUUUUAAGGAAGUUUGCAGACAGCGGUGCUCUCUUAUUUAGAGAUGUGAUUAUACUAUGUCAUUGUCUGUUCUUCUAGUUCUUUUUGUUGUGCUUUC